AUGUCGCUACCACGGGGGAACUAUGACCCAAGGAGGGUCUGUUUAAACCCAUUCCCUGAGUUUACUCUCGGAAAACAUCGUAGAACAGUUGGUGUGUAUCUAGCAGGAGCCUUGUUUGCAUUAGCCAACUGGACGUUCCUGGAUGCAGCCAUUCUCUCAGCACACGCCAAAGCGCCCUAUGGUGCCCCGCCAGAUGCGGACGCACCCGUGCAUCUGACAUUCGUGGACUGGAUCCCUGGGAUCUGCUCUUUGCUAGGAUACCUUGUCAUUAACCUUAUUGACAAGGAUCGCAUCCGCGGAGACGAAGGUUUUGGUGACUCACGCGCGGUGUGGCGGGCACGGUUAUUCUUGUUCAUUGGGUUUGCAUUGAUGGCGGGCGGGCUUGCUGGCAGUGUGACCGUGUUGGUGUUAAAGUACAUCUUGAAAGGAUACCCCGAGCAGUUCACAUACUACGGAUAUGCCAAUGUUUCUCAGAGUGUCGCACUCAUGCUCUCCGCAAUCGUGCUUUGGAUUGCACAGAACACAAGCAGCGAAUACGAGUACAAUCUCACCCUGUAA
Psilocybe cubensis is the source of this 558-nucleotide messenger RNA. RefSeq lists its product as uncharacterized. The transcript has 3 exons. The record is from RefSeq and is a predicted model, not a curated record. The coding region runs from base 1 to 558 and encodes 185 amino acids. Gene Ontology annotation, biological process: protein targeting to vacuole; late endosome to vacuole transport via multivesicular body sorting pathway. Gene Ontology annotation, cellular component: fungal-type vacuole membrane; Vps55/Vps68 complex. Lineage: Eukaryota; Fungi; Basidiomycota; Agaricomycetes; Agaricales; Agrocybaceae.